This is a messenger RNA of Oryzias melastigma (Indian medaka), 3813 nucleotides long. Its product is annotated as zinc finger E-box-binding homeobox 1. The record is from RefSeq and is a predicted model, not a curated record. The transcript has 3 exons. The coding region runs from base 485 to 3151 and encodes 888 amino acids. Gene Ontology annotation, cellular component: nucleus. NCBI's taxonomy places the organism in Eukaryota, Metazoa, Chordata, Actinopteri, Beloniformes, Adrianichthyidae.
CCCAAUGCAGCGAGGGUAUGGGUGGAGUAUGGCUUCAAAUACAGAUUAAAUGUAUAGGGAGCGUGUCCGGUGCGUCCUGCGCCGGCUUUGGCUGCAGGAGCCGGAAUAAAAGGCUGCGCGCCGGGAAAGUUUGUCCUGGAGCUGCGCGCUCUCGGCGUCUCGGACCUUCAGCUCUAAAAUGGCUGGCUGGAGGUCCGAGGAAGGUCCGGCGCGAUAGGAAAGGACACGCUCGCCAAAGCGGCUGCGCGUAAAUAGACGCAAUUCUCGGCUCCGCGUGACGCGUCGUCCCAGGUCCGAGAGCUGUCAAAGCGCGCACGCAGCUGCAGAAUAUAUCCGCGCUUCGGACCUAGGACUGUGCGUAAUGGCGUCGUCCGCGGACAGUCUCUGAUGAUCUCCACACACAUUUCUAAAGCAUCAUUCAAAACAGACGGUGGGUGAGGAGCACGCGGAUGCGUUUGGGAAAUAUAAAUAGGUAUGCCCCAAAAUGGACUCUCAGUUGGCCUCAGUCCUGACCAGUGGCAGCCUGGAAGUCCAAAAUGGCAGCCAGUGUGGAAAGGAUGCAAAGGAAGGGACUGAUGUCUUUUUGGACCCAAAGGAUAUCAUCUUGCCCAGCACCAAACCAGGUAACCUCAAGUCCUGCUCUGUCAAGGCAGCUCUGACCAUCAGGCAAGAUGCUCAAUCAAUCAAUGGGAAAAAGCCAGAAGUGGGCGGGACUACUGAGCCAGCUACUCAGGAAGACGGUAAGAUUGGUGGGUUCAGGCAGCCAAUUAGAGUAAAGACAAGAGUGCCGGCUCUGCGCAAGCAGCCAAUAAGAAUCAAAAUUGUCGUCCCUCAACAUUGCAAGAAGCAAAUCACAAACUCUGCCAUCAGCCUGACCAAAGACUUUGCUGGCUCACAGUUUAAACGGCCCGUCUUGGUUUCUGCUGCAGCAAGGAUCACAGACAAAAACAGGAAUAAAAUGCACAUUUCUGCUGAUGUAGAUGGAAAAACUGAAGCAGGAUCUUCAGGGGAGAGAGGGACUAUUGUAAGGAAAGAUGGAGAUGUUUUGGAUGUUAAGAUAGUCCACAUGGACAGAGCGGAGGGCAGCUUUAUCUCCAGCAUUAAUGCGGUCGAGAUCCUGAGGCACCAGGUGAUUAAAGAGGGAGAAAUUGAGCAAAGUAUUCCUUUAAUUCUGCAUGAAAUAGACUUGAAGUCUUGCACAGCAUUUAAUGAGGUGAGCAUGGAGGAGCAGACAGAGCCGCUGGACCUGAGUUUGCCUAAAAAAAGAGAAAUCCAGGAGAGGAGGGGCGGAGGGUUCCUGGAUGAGCAAUGCUGUGAGAGCUCGCUGAUCAUGGAGGUGGAUGAAUAUGAGGGAGACGGAGACAGAGACAUGGUGGAGGAGGACGAGGAGGAAAACUCAGAGCUGCGUCUGAGUGGGUCUCCCUCUGCCCUUUCUGCCGAUGUCCUCUCCCCUCUCCCUACGGAGGACUGUGACACGAAAAACCUCCUUCUCAUCGAUGACCAGGGAAUUCCGUACACUCUCAGUCAGGAUGGAAUCAAAGUGCCACAAGUGGACGCUUCCGUGCAGCUGGAAGUCCCUCAGACGGAUUUACCAGAGGCAGAAGAUAAGACAAUGUCGCCUGCAUUGGCGAGUCCAAGCCAAGAUUCAGACACUGCACUAAAUGCACCUUUGAGUGACUUCUACCCCCCAACCCCCCCUGUCUGUGAUCUGUCCUCACAAACGGGCGAUCAGUUCGAAGCCUCAGAAGUCCUCGCAGGUUUGAUGACAAACUCUGAUCUAUCAGAGUCAAAGAUUAAAGCUGCUCAGGAGGACAGUGUGGUUUUGUCCACUUCUUCUUCUGGGAUCUCACUCCCCACUCCCCCCAUACAGAUCCUUGCAAACCCCUCAGCCAAUCCCCCCCUUCUCUUCCUGUCAUCCUCGUCAUCCUCCUCCGCUACUCCAGCCGGCCUCCCGGUAUCCAUCCCCGUUCCUCCAGGUGCUGCAUCCACCCCCGUGUUCCUGCUUCUCUCCUCUGUCCCAUCAUCGUCUGGAGACGCCACCUCUACCCCCGUCGCUGUCCUGGACCCUUCCACCGGUCAGUUCUCCCAGAUUACAGCUGCUGCCGCUCCAGUCUCCCUCCCUUUGUCUUCAGGACAGGCCAACGCUCUGGGAUCCCCCCUGCCCGUGCUGUCUCACCCUCUCAUCCUGUCAAACAUGAACAACGUGACCUCCGGUUCUGUUCUCACCUCGCUCGCCGUCCCUUCAGCCGCUCUUGCUCUGCAGGACGAGCAGCAGACGGCAGCUCCUCUCCUUCAGGCUCAGAUGAGCUGCUCUGAAUCAAACCCCGGAAGUGAAGCCAUAUCUGCCGAGGACGUUUCAAGGGAAACCGAUAAGCCAUUGACUUUUGCAGCAUCUCCACUACAGUCUCAGUUAGCAACAUUUGACUCCCUGUCUCAGCCCACUUUGGAGGCCCAAUCGCCCGCCUCCGACUCCAAAUUCGACUCAUCAGACUUUCCCUCUGAACACCUGCCUCUGGAUGACCACCUCUACUUCUCCAACAUGGCUCCCCCUUCCCCUCCCAUCGGACCACUCCUGUCUUCAGGCAAACUGGAUUCCCUCGACCCCCUGGACCCUCUCUCGCCUGGAGAGGCUUCCAACAGCCUGGGCUCCCGCAGGGUGCUGUGCUGCCAGCUGUGCCCUCGGAUCUUCUUUUACCUCUCUGAUCUGGAGCGCCACGCCAUAACUCAUUCACAGAAGAAGCCUCAUGUUUGCCAGCAGUGCGGCAAAGCCUUCAAACGCUCCAGCCAUCUGCAGAGACACAAGCACAUCCACACGGGCCAGAGGAACUUCGUCUGCUCCAUCUGCACUAAGCGCUUCAGGGAAGCAGGCGAACUCCAGCGCCACCAAAGGGUGCACACCGGGGAGAAGCCCUACCAAUGCCAACUUUGCCACACUCGCUUUGCGGAGCGCAACACCCUGCGCCGACACACCAAACGCAAACACCCCUACCACCAGGUGGCUCUGGAAAUGCUAAGCAAGAGAAAAGACAAAGGAGGCAGCGCAGGAGAAGCAGGAGGCAAAGCGAGCGUGCAGGAGGAAGAAGAGAGCGCCGAGUGGUACAGCUCAACCGUGUCGACUCUGGAGAACUCCGAGUCGGAGAUAGAAAGUUAACUCUCCUGAUUGAAGAAGGGAGUUGUUCUCAGUUCAACUGUAUUGAUGCUCUGAACUUUAACACUUAGGAAAGGGAGUGCUUGCAAUAUUUAUUUCAGUUUUUAAAGGCUGCGUGUUUGUAUGAAUGUACACGAUUCAUUUUAAAGGGCCACAAGCAAGUUUUUCCUAGACUGAAAAGAUUCUUAUUUACAUUUUCUGGAAUAGAAACUGCAUUUAAAAAUAACAUGUUCAUGUUAGCCCCAAAAGUUGAGAUUUUUUACAUGACUCCCAAUGAGAUUACACUUCCAUGCAAUCUGUUUUAACUUUUAAAAAAAGAAAAAUCUUUAGUCUAAAAUCUUUGCUUGUAAAUAUAAAGAGAACUAGUUUUAAGAGUUGCACUCCUGCACUAUCUCAUAAGAAAGAUGAAAUCUUUCGUACCGUCAAAGACACUGUGAGUCAUUUGCACUUGUAUUUGUUUUGAGCUCAAAGUUUAGUUUUUUACGUUGUGAACGAAGAGGCUUUCCUAAACUUUUUUUGUUGCACGUUAAUUUUAUGUAUUUAUUCUAUUUCAUGUAAGAUUUUGACCAAAUGUUUUUGAGUUAUUUUAACAUAAACUAUAUAUAUAUAUAUAUAUAAACACAUUUAAAAGAAAAAGUAUAAAUUAACCUGUUGGAAUAAAUUUU